CUUUGAUGGCCACCCUUUUUCAAAAGAUGAUCUGUAUCUUCUUUCUCGGUCAACCAUUAUUUUCUAUUGUUUCAUAGCAAGAGCAAGAUGACAAAGAUGAACCUGGUAACUGUCGUUUCAGCGGCAGCCGCCCUGUUGGCACUGUCCUCAUUUUCUGUAGAAGCCUUUCUCCCCGGCUCCAUUGAAUGGCGUUCCCAUACAGCUACCGCCAGUAGGAGAGUGUCGUUGGCCCGUUUUGUUCUGGCAGAUCCUCCCUCAUCGACGACCACGACAACAUCAAGCCAAAAGGAAGAAGGAGGUCUGCCGCCCAUUCGCCGACUCCGCCGAGACAAGAAGGAACCGUUGAUUGCCAUUGUGGGUCGUCCAAAUGUCGGUAAAAGUGCUCUUGUCAAUCGAAUUGCUGGAACUCAAUCGGGUGGAGCCAUUGUGGCCGAUGAAAGUGGAAUCACCAGAGAUCGAACUUACCGACAGGCAGAGUUCCUAGGAGAGAAAUUCCAAGUGUGCGACACGGGUGGUUUGGUGUUUGACGACGACGAAGGGACUAUUUUCGCCAAGGAAAUCCGAGAGCAAGCCAUGCUGGCCAUUGACGAAGCUGCGGCGGUUCUGUUUGUCGUGGAUGGACAGAAAGGACUCACCGCCAUGGACUCUGCCAUUGCCGAGUUCUUGAGAAAGGAAGUCUCCAAUCACAUUCCCGUACUCGUCGCCGUCAACAAAUGCGAGAGCGAACGUACAGGCGCCGUGGCAGCCGCGGAAUUUUGGGAGUUUGGACUGGGGGAACCAGUAGCCGUAUCGGCAUUGCACGGGUCCGGGACAGCCGAGUUGCUCGAAAACAUGUUUGCCAAAAUUGACACACAAAAAUCUGCCAUUCAAGGAUUUGGAACUAAAGUCAAAAAUCUAAAAGCGGCCAAACAAGCCAUGAAUUCCAAAGUGCCGCUGCCAGGUGAAGAUGAGGAGGAUUUUAGACUCCGAAAAAAAUAUGGUCUUGGUGAUCUGGCUGUCAAAGUGGAGGAAGAUUAUGAUGCUGCGCUGGCGGCAUUCGACAACGAACAAAGACCAGAGGAAAUCAACAUUGCAAUCAUUGGAAGGCCCAACGUGGGCAAAUCUUCCUUUCUGAAUGCGGUAUUUGGAGGUAUGAGAGCUAUUGUCUCGGAUAUAGCUGGAACCACACGCGAUUCCAUUGAUGCCGUCAUGGAGAGACCGCCUCCUCCUGGAAGUGACGAACAAUCCACCAUUUAUAGAUUCGUUGACACUGCGGGAAUCAGGAGAAAGGGAAAAGUACACUUUGGACCUGAAUUCUUCAUGGUCAAUAGGGCUCUUCGGGCCAUUCGCAGAGCUGACAUUGUUCUGCUCAUGCUGGAUGCCACGGCAGGUGUGACAGAACAAGAUCGAGUAUUGGCGCAAAGGGUCGCCGAUGAUGGACGCGCGUGUUUGAUUGUAUGCAAUAAAUGGGAUGCGGUUGUAGAUAAGGACUCGACAACAUACGACAAAUCCGUCAAGUACAUGCGGGAGGAACUCCCGCAAAUCAGGUGGGCUCCCAUCAUCUUUGUUUCGGCAGCCACUGGACAACGUGUUGGAAAGAUAUAUGGAGAAAUUGAUGAAGCCAUCCAGGCACACAGGAAACGAGUAUCAACAUCCAUUCUCAAUGAAGUGCUUCGUGAUGCUGUCCUCUGGCAGCCACCUCCUGCUCGCCGAAAUGGCGCCCAGGCCAAGAUAUAUUACUGCAAUCAAGUCAGCGUCCGGCCCCCCACCAUUGUCGUCUUCUGCAACGACCCAAAGUUGGUCAACGACAACUAUCGACGAUACCUCGACAGAAAGUUUAGAGAAAAUCUAGAUGGAUUUGAAGCCACUCCUAUCCGUUGGAUAUUCCGAGGGCGACGUGCUCGAGAUGUCAUGAGAAGUCGAAACAUGAAUGGAGCACCCGGGGACGGUGGCACUGGAACUAGCUUUCCUUACCCUCAUGCAGAAUAAGUUUAUAGCAGCAGCUUCGUCAUUCCUAAUAAACGAGCUUUUAGUGGUGGCCGACAUGUUACUUGCCCAGACAAUUGAGUUUUGAAUGUGCUGUUGUUCUAGCCAGCUACGGUAGAUCACGCACACGUACAAGGUCAUCUUCCUCCUUACACAAAGUCAGCAAACAACGGCAGAACAUUUGAUGCCGGUAUCACUCCCAACAAGCACGUUGGAUCUUGCAUUUUGACAGUGCCCGCUUGAAUGAUUCAAUCCAUCAGUAUUUAUUGAACCACGCGGGUCCCUGGCUUGUUGCUUGUUGUGAGAUUUCUUGGAUGUUUAGAGCGAGCUACUUGACGCUCCUGUUUGAAAUGACUCUUAGUACGAAUUCCGCAACGCCAUCCAGGAUCCAUUCUUACAACUGCCCGCAGCCAAUCUGUUUGCUGAAGUUGUCAUCCAGCAAUGGUGCCAUACCCAACUACCCAACACCACAUCCUCAUUCAAUGUGGUCCGCUUUGUGGUUGGUUUCGGUCUUCGGUCUCAGCUUCACACACGUUUCAAUAUCC
Molecule: messenger RNA, 2510 nt
Organism: Seminavis robusta
Lineage: Eukaryota; Bacillariophyta; Bacillariophyceae; Naviculales; Naviculaceae
Source: the annotation of a GenBank genome assembly